This is a messenger RNA of Carica papaya (papaya), 768 nucleotides long. The record is from RefSeq and is a predicted model, not a curated record. Lineage: Eukaryota; Viridiplantae; Streptophyta; Magnoliopsida; Brassicales; Caricaceae.
UCAAACAAAAUUAAAUCAGCAUGAGACAUAUAUGAUCGGAAUGUGAGGUUCCUUUUGUCCUCAUGCUAAACGAUGACGUUUUGCUUCGUUUACGCUUUACCGGACCUCUUCACCUGACAGCCGAAGCAGGCUUCGCCAAAUAGCAUAGAAGUGGAAAGCAGAGAUAGACAGAUCAAAAGACCGAUCAAUUGAUUGAUUGAUCGGAUGAUAGGAGACAUGGAAAGGAUGGUCGCCGUCGGCUUAGUCUGGGGCGCGACGAACGCCCUAAUGCGCCGUGGCGCGCUUCUUUGGGACCAAACGAUUAAAUCGUCCUCUGCUCCACAGUCAAAUCCGCCUAACCUCCGUCGAAAGAUCUUGGUUUCGUUGGAAAGUUGGGUCAAGCUUUUCUUGUUUUGGCAGUACUCGCUUCCGUUCUUGAUAAACCUAUCGGCCUCUGCUACUUUUUUCGCUCUCAUAAGCGAUGCGCCGAUCUCGUUGGCUGUUCCGGUCACCAAUGCGACGACGUUUGCCGCCACUGCCAUCUUUGGAAUGCUCUUGGGAGAGCAGACUCGGGUCAGGCUCGCUUUGUUGGGUACGGGCUUUAUUGUUUCGGGUAUUUGGCUGUGUAUCACAUGACAUGUUCAUAUUCUCUGAAAUUUUGAUUCAAUUACUCAUUUGCUUGAGUAUUUUUUGAUUCUAGAAGUUAACAGGUUUUUUCUUUCUUCCCAUUUCGGGCAUCUGUAUUUGGACACUGAGAAAAGCAAUGUAUUAAUGGGUAAUUGACUUGGA